This is a messenger RNA of Durusdinium trenchii, 1824 nucleotides long. The record is from the annotation of a GenBank genome assembly. NCBI's taxonomy places the organism in Eukaryota, Dinophyceae, Suessiales, Symbiodiniaceae.
AUGUGGGUGCUGAAAAUCAGUGAUUUCAUCACGAUGAGUGGUGCCCCUUUGCACCACGAGGAACUGCAGGAACAGGGCCUUUUGCACGAAUGGGAUCCGAGCUUCUUCACCGUCCUCGUGUCUCACGAGUGGCUCGCGCAAGAUCAUCCAGAUCCCAAAGGUUAUCAAUGUCACUGCUUGAGGAUGGCUAUAUUCAACAUCAUCGAUGGCUCAUUGAGGGUGGAAUACGAUGCCUUAGCUCAGAGUUUGGGUUUCCAGAGACACCUGAGCACUUCGGAAAAAGAGCAAAUCCGUCACGGCUACAUUUGGAUGGACUGGUAUUCCAUUCCACAAACGCGCAACACUCUUCAUGCCUCCAUCGUGAAGUUGAAAGAAUGUAUGCCUGGCUACGUUGAACGUUGUGACCUGUGGCACAAGAAGAGGGACAAACGAGAGACAGAACGAGACCGACCAGCGGACCAUGUUUGGUUCCGACAGAUCUCUUCGAAGCAACGCCGAAGCAACGCCGCGUCGCUGCCGAUGCUACUGAUUUCAGGUGAUGAGGGGGUCAAGUUCCUCCGCGCACAUUUUUGGCUUUAUGCCACAGUACAUGAGGGGGGCUUCACCAUCGAGGAGGACCGUGAAGGUCUGAAGCCCAUCAUGGAGUUCUUUUUGAGAGAAAGGUUGGCAGACUUGCUGCUAUUGCAGAAGCUCGAUGAAUUCCGAUAUUUUCUUGGGAGGUUUGAGCGAAUCACUGGAUCUGCUCCAAAAACUCGAAGUUUUGAAGAGUUCUUGACUGAUUUCCAGUUCAACCAGAGAUCAUUGGGCCAAACAAAGGGCAUCGGUCCGCUGGCCUGCGCAGUGUUGAGUGGCGAUGUCGAGUUGAUUCCCACGCUCGUGCAGAGGCGCGCAAACCUUCACUGUCGUGCCUCAAAGAACUUGGAUCUUGAUAUCAUUCCUGGUUUGACUCCUCUUCACUUCGCAGCCAAGCAUGCUUGUGAUCCCGCUGCCAUCAUGGCACUCCUAGCAUUGCGAGCAGAUGUCAAUGAGACAGAUGCAAUCGGAACUUCAGUGAUUGGUCACGCAGGGACCAAAGAGAUUGCCAAAUUGCUCAUUGAGAUGGAGGCAGAUGUGAACCAACGAAAGCCUCCUUUUGGGAUGCCACCCCUGUCCGCUUGCAUCUUACGUCCAUUGGAGCCCGAAGGGCUUUCCAUCAUGAUUGAAUCACGGGCCGAACCCAAUUGUGGUGCUGGGAUGUAUUCCCUUUCUCCGCUCUCCACGGCAACAACCUUCCCUGGAAUGCCUCAUGGCACUGAAAUCAUGCAGUUGCUUUUGAGAGCACGCGCCGAUGUGAACUACCGCGAGAGCUUCUAUAGGUCGUUAGCAGUCUCCGCACGACUGUUGUGCAAUUUGCAAAGAAGGCCCUCUGUCCUGGUGAAGGGGAUUGCAGAUUGUACCGGCUCCACUCCUUUGUACAUCGCAGCGUGGUUUGGAAAUCCAGAAGCUGUUAACUUGCUACUUCAAGCCAGAGCAGAUCCGGAGAUCAACAACGAUCGAGGGGAGCGCUACUUAGAUGUCCUGAAUCAGCACAAUUGCUUCAAUAUCUCCACAGCAAUGACAUGGCAAGUGCGCAGCGAGUCUGCUUGGACAGAGGUCUUGUUGGCUGAGCGCCCCACGCGCAUGGAGUCCUUCGCCUCCUCAGGCAGUGCCCGCUCCACCCGCUCCACCCGCCUUCGCACGGGGCGAGCGCGCGGGAGAGGGAGCGGUGCCAGGAGUAGCCGCGCCAGCAGCGCAGAGCCUGCAGAGGUGGAGUCAGGUCCGGACAUCGUGGCCACCGAGCUUUGA